Anastrepha obliqua is the source of this 1868-nucleotide messenger RNA. Its product is annotated as arylsulfatase B. The transcript has 9 exons. Bases 167 to 1852 code for a protein of 561 amino acids. NCBI's taxonomy places the organism in Eukaryota, Metazoa, Arthropoda, Insecta, Diptera, Tephritidae. The record is from RefSeq and is a predicted model, not a curated record.
UAAUUAAUUGAUAAAAAAAAAAAUUAAAUUACAAUAAAUCAAUAAAUUAUAGAAUAUAAGUGGUUUAAAAGUGUAUUAUAUACGCAUACAUAAAUAUAGUAUAUUCACAUGCACGAGUAUAAACAGCUGUAAACAUUGAAAUAGCAGUAGGCAGCAAAAAUCAAAAAUGAAUUUCACACAAUUCCUGCAUGUAAUAUUACUACUCUGUAUACUCAUCUCCAUAUCACAAAUCAAUGCGAAUAAUAGCGAAGAAAAGCGACCGCAUAUUAUUUUUAUUUUGGCAGACGAUCUGGGCUUCAAUGACGUCGGCUUUCAUGGCUCAGCGCAAAUUCCUACCCCUAAUAUUGAUGCUUUAGCUUUUUCAGGACUUAUAUUGAAUAACUACUAUGUAAAUCCAAUAUGUACGCCCUCGAGAGCGGCUCUAAUGACGGGAAAAUAUCCAAUACAUACAGGCAUGCAACAUACUGUAUUAUAUGGCGCAGAACCGCGUGGCCUACCACUGACUGAGAAAAUUUUGCCCCAAUAUCUGAACGAAUUGGGCUACUCAUCCCAUAUUGCUGGCAAAUGGCACUUGGGCCAUUAUAAGAACAUCUAUACGCCUCUACAGCGUGGUUUUAAGACGCAUGUGGGCUUUUGGACGGGCCAUCAUGAUUUCUUUGAUCAUACGGCGGUAGAGCACGGCAUGUGGGGACUGGACAUGCGGAAAGGCAUGGAAAUCGGCUACGAGUUUCAUGGAAAAUAUACCACCGACAUAGUCACCGAUGAGGCAGUGCGUGUGAUUGCCGAUCACAAUGCAACCGCACAGCCGCUCUUCCUCUACGUUGCACACGCCGCAGUACACUCAGGUAAUCCAUACAACCCACUGCCGGCGCCAGAUGACGUAGUGGCUAAGCUGGAACAAAUCGAGGAUAUGGGAAGGCGACGAUAUGCGGCAAUGCUCGUCAAAUUGGAUGAGUCUGUUGGACGCAUCGUGCAGGAACUGCAAGCGAGAAACAUGUUACAAGACUCCAUCAUCGUGUUUAGCACAGACAAUGGCGGUCCACCGCAAGGUUUCAAUCUAAAUCACGCUUCAAAUUGGCCAUUGCGUGGCGUCAAGAACUCCAUGUGGGAGGGUGGCGUACGCGGUGCUGCGUUACUUUGGUCACCGCGAUUGCAGAGCCGGCCGCGUGUAGCCGAACAGCGUAUGCAAAUCGUCGAUUGGUUGCCUACACUCUUGAGUGCGGCAGGAGGUGUCAACGCUGAACAGUCGCUGCAUAAUGCCUCUGCCGCGUUGGACGGCCUAAGCAUUUGGCAUGCGCUUUCGCAGGAUGAACCCUCGCCGCGUCGCACUAUCCUGCACAAUAUCGACGAUAUUUGGGGCAGCGCAGCACUCACUAUGGGCGACUGGAAGCUUGUCGUUGGCACUAAUUAUCCCUUAAUGUGGAACGGUUGGUAUGGUCCGCCGGGUGUGCGCGAUGCAAAGGCGUACGAUUACAAAAUGCUGCAACGUUGCCCCGCCGGCCAUGCGCUGGCUAGUUUAAAUAUGACACCCAGUGUAGCGGAGGUGAUACGAAUGCGUAGUGCGGCCACAGUCAACUGUGUGCUCGAAUUGACGCCGAGCGCAUGCGAUUAUAAGGGAAGAAAACCGUGUUUGUACAAUGUGAGAGAGGAUCCAUGCGAGUACUACAAUCAGGCCGAGAAAUAUCCUAAUAUACUCAAAACACUCUUGGACGAACUAAAACGCUUGAAUGAGACUGCCGUACCUGCCGCCAACAAGCCAGAUGAUCCCCGUGGUGAUCCUCGUUUGCACAAUUACGUUUGGACAAAUUUUGGCGAUGUGGUGGACAGUGAAUUCGUUGGUAAAAUCGAAUAAAUUAUAUAAUAUAAGG